This is a messenger RNA of Plasmodium vivax (malaria parasite P. vivax), 869 nucleotides long. Its product is annotated as cleavage and polyadenylation specifity factor protein, truncated. Gene Ontology annotation, biological process: mRNA 3'-end processing by stem-loop binding and cleavage. NCBI's taxonomy places the organism in Eukaryota, Apicomplexa, Aconoidasida, Haemosporida, Plasmodiidae. Gene Ontology annotation, cellular component: mRNA cleavage and polyadenylation specificity factor complex. The transcript has a single exon. The annotation marks the transcript as partial. Gene Ontology annotation, molecular function: RNA endonuclease activity; RNA binding; 5'-3' exonuclease activity. The record is from RefSeq and is a predicted model, not a curated record.
AUGAACAACAUCAACAUCGUGUGCCUGGGUGGCGCGAGCGAAGUGGGGCGUUCGUGCGUCAUUAUAGAAAGUGCAAACAGGUCAAUCAUGUUGGACUGUGGAAUUCAUCCGGCGUUUAUGGGCAUCGGCUGUUUGCCCAUCUACGACGCGUACGACAUUUCGAAGGUGGAUUUGUGUUUAAUAACCCAUUUUCACAUGGACCACAGUGGUGCCUUGCCCUACCUGGUUAAUAGAACCCGUUUUAAAGGAAAGGUAUACAUGACGGAGGCGACGAAAAGUAUCUGCUAUUUACUGUGGAAUGACUAUGCGCGAAUUGAAAAAUGCAUGCACAUGAUGAAUAAGAUGAAAGGAAGUAGAAAUAAAAAUGAGCCGGGUGAAAAUGAAGCGGACGAGUAUGGCAACAAAGGGAAAAGGGGAGGGCCAUCCUACUCCAGUGAUGAGUUUGGAAGUGAAGACAAUGAUGAUGAUUAUUACCAAAGUUACAUUUGCGAAAUGGGAGAUGGAGAUAUAAAGCAUAAUGUACUGUAUGACGAAAAUGAUAUAAAUGAAGCCAUGAAAAUGAUAGAAACGUUAAAUUUUCAUGAGCACAUAGAAUUUGAGGAUGUAAAAUUUACAGCCUAUAGAGCAGGACACGUCAUCGGUGCGUGUAUGUUCUUAGUGGAAAUAAAUAACAUACGUUUUUUAUACACAGGGGAUUAUAGCAGGGAGGUCGAUAGGCACAUCCCCAUAGCGGAGAUCCCCGCCAUCGAUGUCCACGUGCUAAUUUGUGAAGGAACAUAUGGAAUUAAAGUGCAUGACGAUAGGAAAAAAAGGGAAGUCCGUUUCCUCAAUAUGAUUACGAGUAUAUUAAAUAAUAAAGGGAAGGUCUU